AUGGCAAAAGAUCCAGCAUCAAACGGCAGAACCCUUGGAUCCUGGACCGACUUCGUCAACCGACUUAAGGCAGGCUACCGUCAACUGGCUCCGGAGAAGACUGCACAGACGUCCCUCGAGGAGUGGUGCUCAAAGACCCACUCCACCGUCAUUCAGUUUGCCGAAAACUUCCGCCGCUACGCAUCGAAGUCUGGUUAUGCCGACGUGGAGCUCAUCCGUCGCAUUGACAAUCAGGUCGGAAAGAACUCACAGAUUCUGACAGUCAUGACGGCAAUGCGGCAGGUCAACCCAAUGCUGAUUCCGACGAAAUGGGAACACUAUCUGGACUGGGUACCGAAGCUGGAAAUGGAAACUCGUGGGAGUCAGGCCAAGUCGUCUUUGCAGCAGCACACGACUAGCCGCCCCCCACGGGACCCCAAUGCCAUGGAUGUUGACGCAAUGCACAAGCCGGAGAAGCUCUCCAAGGAACAACUCGAAUGGCUCGACAAGAAGCUCUGUUUCCGCUGCGGCAAGCACAAGUUUACGACUGGCCAAAAAUGUCGGAACCCUCAGUACACGGGCUACUACGAGCUCUCCGACAUGAAGAAGCAACUGGCCGCUCCGACCAAGGUACGCACAAUGGACACAGCCGAUGAAGAGAAAUGGAAGUACAUCCGCAGGGCCCUCGAGGAGUUUGAGACUGCUAAAGGCAAAGGCAAAGGCAAGGCACCGGAAACCGAGACCGCCGCACGCAUCGUCGAGGUCAAGGAAUCGGAGGAGGAUUUUCUGGAACGGAUACUUUGA
Dichomitus squalens LYAD-421 SS1 is the source of this 783-nucleotide messenger RNA. RefSeq lists its product as uncharacterized. The record is from RefSeq and is a predicted model, not a curated record. The coding region runs from base 1 to 783 and encodes 260 amino acids. The transcript is spliced from 2 exons. NCBI's taxonomy places the organism in Eukaryota, Fungi, Basidiomycota, Agaricomycetes, Polyporales, Polyporaceae.